AUGUGGCAUGCCGUAGUGGAUGAAGUGGUACCGGCAGAAGACCCUGUUUCGCCGCUGUCUUCUGGCAAAGGAAUACGUGCCGUUGUGCCGAUAAUACCAGACGGUCGUCCUGUUUUUGUAGUCCCUUUGGCAGAUGUGAACGUCUACGAGGGCGAUCGUGUCGUUCUUCAACCUGAGAUCAGUUCAACAACGCCGUUCACUGCCACAUGGCGAGGCCCAGCCGUCCAAGCUGGGCGAGCAGAAAGCGAUGGUGGAUCCACAAGCCUGCUCAUCAGCAAGGUUACUGCGCUCGACCACGGACCGUAUUCCGUUGUGGCCAAGAACGACUGUGGUAUUGCUUCAUCGGUGUCUGUUGUCAAGGUGGUCACUUAUCCAGAUCCACCAACCUUGGUAGAUGGCCAACGCGUAGGUCGAAAUGCUCUGUUACUCAGUUGGAAGCCCGGCUCCAAAAGCGGCGUAUACUAUGGCGUUGAAUAUAAAACCGAAGAUAUGGAACAAUUCCGAUGCGUUGCGUCCGCGUUGCGUACAACCACAAUCUCCCUGCGUCACUUCCGAUCGGUUGUCUAUCAUAUCAGAGUGUUCUCCUACAAUUUUGGCCUACGCAGUCGACCUAGUGAGGAGAUCGAAAUUGAUUUUGGCAAGCCGUUUAGCCUUUUGGUGAGUAGAAUUUUUCAUAGCAUUCCCAAGAGGGCAAAGGCGAUAAACGAAGGGAAAUCGAAAAAUGUCUUUCGCUGGAAGUGCGAAAUCCUUGGCGUGUGCGGGUAUGAAAGAUGA
Messenger RNA from Cooperia oncophora, 774 nucleotides. The record is from the annotation of a GenBank genome assembly. Lineage: Eukaryota; Metazoa; Nematoda; Chromadorea; Rhabditida; Trichostrongylidae.